Messenger RNA from Trifolium pratense (red clover), 1112 nucleotides. RefSeq names its product universal stress protein A-like protein. Bases 386 to 970 code for a protein of 194 amino acids. NCBI's taxonomy places the organism in Eukaryota, Viridiplantae, Streptophyta, Magnoliopsida, Fabales, Fabaceae. The transcript has 4 exons. The record is from RefSeq and is a predicted model, not a curated record.
AAUGAUGAAAUAAUGUCUUAUAAUUAUAAUCAGAGACGAAGAUAGUAUUAGAUUCGUUCUUUUGUGCAUGAAUCUAUUGGCUAAUAUAUAUGUGGAAGGCUUACACGUAUUCACUCGUCAUGCAAGCAUGGAAUAGGUGGUGGUGCCAAGUAUCAAGUCAAUUAAGUUUAAGUGUCCACAGAAUAACACGAAGUGCUUUUUAGUUUAAGAUAUGCAUGAAAAAAUAUUUAAAGAAAAAAGAAAACAUAAAUAAAACUUUCAAUCAAUAAAAUAUUAUUUAAUUUAAGAAAAAAAAAUUAUUUUCAAUAUUUUUACACUCACUUUAAAUCAAACCAUGUUAUCUUUCUUUUUCUAUUAUAGUUUCUAGCAAAGGAAAGAGGGUAAUAUGGAAGAAUUAGGUGGAGGUGUUGAUCAAGUGAGGGGAGGUGCAGAAGAGAGGAGAAUGAAGAUGAAGGUUAUGGUAGCAAUAGAUGAAAGUGAUGGAAGCUUCUAUGCUCUUAAUUGGGCCCUUGAUAACCUCUUCAAUGUUAUGACUAGUACUAGUACUAUAGGAACAUCAACAAAUGAAAAUGAGGGAAUGCUUUUUCUUGUUCAUGUUGAACCUAUUUUCCAUAACUAUGUGUACCCUAUUGGACCAUCUGGUGCUGCAUUUUAUCCAGCAUCUGUAGUUGUGGACUCAGUCAAGAAAGGCCAGCAAGAAAGAUCUGCAGCUCUUCUUUCACGGGCUUUACAAAUAUGCAAGGAUAAGCAGAUAAAAGCAGAAAGUGUAAUUCUUAAUGGAGAUCCGAGGGAAAUGAUUUGCCAAGCUGCAGAACAAAUGCAAGUUGAUCUCUUAAUCAUGGGUAGUCGAGGCCUUGGCAAACUUCAAAGAGCAUUUCUUGGAAGUGUAAGCGACUAUUGUGCACAUCAUGCAAAAGCACCUAUUCUCAUUGUGAAACCACCAGAUGAGCACCAUAAAAAGCACUCCUAAUUUUAUGUUCAAUUAAUUAGAUCUGAUCUAAUGGAUAUUUAUAUCUCUGUCUGUGUCCUUUUUGCUUCAGAACACUAUGUUGGUGUUUGGUGUUUGCUACACUUUUUGUUCUGUAACUAAUGAUGAAUGUAGAAAGAAUUAA